GUCAGAAAGCUACGACGUGUCAAAAAAAUCCGGUACCCGCGAGCACACGAACGCCUCCACCAUCCCACUUUUCCGAAUCGUCCGCGCUCUAUCGCUCGACAUCCUCUCGAAGGGGAAACCAAGAAGAGGAAGAAGAAGAAGAAGAAGAAGAAGAAGAUAUGAACGAAGACCGGAUCGAUUCCUCCACCUCCACCUCUGACACCACCGCCGCCGCCGAGAAGGACCCCUCCGCGGCCCCCUCCCCGCUCCUCCGCCCCCGCCGCGAGCUCUUCGAGCACGGCCUCCUCCCCAUCUCCAAGCUCAUCUUCUCCGACGGAACCCUAACCCUAGCCUCCCUCAAGAACAAGCUUCUCCAGCGGUCCAUCCCCUCCUCCGACCGCGUCGACGCCCUGACCAUCGCCGACGCCCUGCAGAUCUCCCCCGACAUCGCCCUCCUUGUCCUCGGCACCCUCGCCGCUGUCCUCCCCUCCGAUCCCGGUUCCGCCGGCACCGCCGACGUCCACGACCUCGUUCUUUUCCUCUACAUCCAGUCGUAUAAGCGCCUCCUUCCUCGGGCGCACAAGGACUCGGCUGCCGUCGCCGAUGUCUGGCCCUCCACCUCGGCUUUCGAUGGAUACCUAUCCGCCCUCUCGCCGCUUCAGCUUGUACGCAGUAAUAGUCGUCGUUCUAUGCCUUCACAAGCGGAUGAAGAAGCUCAUCAAUUAUCAUAUUUACAGAAGCAUAUGGCCAACAUACUUACUCUAUUGGCAGAGUCCAUUGAAGGCGAGGGUGAUGAGUCUCUGGUGAUACCAUUGGAAAGGUUUGAGCACUUGGGGUUCCUCAUUCAGUUCUCUGAAGGAAUUCCAUUGAGAGAAGCUGCUCCUUUUUUUGCAAAUUCAGAUCCAGAGAUGCCCGCUGUACCUGUCCCUGCUGCUCAUGUUCAUGACUGGGUUUUGCAACACAUAGCUGUUUCGUUAGAGCAUAACGCUGAGAGGGUAUCAGCAAAAGAAAAUGGUCCACAAAAUUUCUCAGAUCUGGAUGUGCCUAUGUUUGAUGCCUCUGUAAGUCAUAUAAGGGUACAAAGCAGCAGCUCACCUACUGUGACCUCUAUGCAAAGCAGUCCUGCAUAUUCUAGAAGUCAAACUUUUGUAGAGGGUAUCUCAAAAGCUUCUGUGGUUAAACAGGAAUGUGAUAUUAAAGGACAUUCUGUAAAGGUUUUAAACUGCCAUGACUCGGUGAUAUACAUACUAGCACCAUUGAUGUAUGCUACAGUUUAUGGAUGUUCUGACACAACCAUCAUUCUUGGUGCUAUUGGUAAGGCUGUAAGAGUGGAGCAUUGUGAAAGGGUACAAGUUAUCACAGCUGCAAAACGCAUUUGUAUUGCUAAUUGUCGUGAAUGUGUGUUGUUCCUGGGGGUAAAUCAGCGACCUCUUAUUGUUGGGGAUAAUCAUAAACUACAAGUGGCACCAUUCAAUACCUAUUAUUCUCAGUUGGAGGAGCACAUUGCUCAAGUUGGUGUGGAUUUAACUGUCAACAAAUGGGAUGAACCAUUGGUGCUUGGAAUGGUUGAUCCUCAUGAUUCAUUAUCCCACCCUGCAGGGGUUUCUGAUGUCCAAGCUGGGUCUGCGACAUGCCUUGAUCCUGGUCAAUUCACUAUUUUUUUGAUUCCGAAGUGUUUAGGAGCUGAAUCUCCACAGCCCACAAAAUACAUUCCAUUUCGAUUGCCUGAAAUUUACUCAGAGUCCCAAAGGAGAAAGCAUUCAGUUCUGAGUGAUAUCCAACAAGCUCUCAGGGAUGUGCAACUCGAUGCAAAUCGGAAAAGAGACUUAGCAAUGGCGUUGCAUGUGCAUUUUAAAGACUGGUUAUAUGCUUCUGGAAACAUACGCCAGCUUUAUUGUCUGCAAGGUGAUUGAACUGAUGUGUAUUUAUUGUGGAAGGUGUAAUCCUAGGCUUCCUAGGUCUUGUAAAGUAAGACCUCAGCUCAAUACCUCUGUAGCGCAUCCGGGCCACUGUCAAAAUUUUCGUCCAUUGCAGUUGCUGGUGUAAUUGUGUAUUUAUGACUGGAUAUAUAUCUGGUUACCCAAUUCGUAGUGGGUCAACGAAAGCAACUGGAGUAUGCGUGCAUAUUGUUUUCUAACCUCGGAUUCUGUUAUUAAGAUGGGGUUUUUUGGAUACACCUUAGGGCUUGUGGGUGGUUUGUGUGAGGAUAUGGUGGUACGUAACUGGGUGGAGAUGCUGGUAGCUGCACUGGAAUCGAUUUGUUUGCUGCUGAGAAAUAAAUCAAUAAUCUAAAUCAACUUUUUUUUAUUGUGUAAUAAUGGUUUUAGCAUAAACAUUAAAAUUGGUACUGGACCCUUGGAGUUUCUUUG
Molecule: messenger RNA, 2348 nt
Organism: Elaeis guineensis (African oil palm)
Lineage: Eukaryota; Viridiplantae; Streptophyta; Magnoliopsida; Arecales; Arecaceae
Source: RefSeq, a predicted model, not a curated record